Messenger RNA from Colletotrichum orchidophilum, 1311 nucleotides. RefSeq lists its product as uncharacterized. The coding region runs from base 1 to 1311 and encodes 436 amino acids. NCBI's taxonomy places the organism in Eukaryota, Fungi, Ascomycota, Sordariomycetes, Glomerellales, Glomerellaceae. The transcript has a single exon. The record is from RefSeq and is a predicted model, not a curated record.
AUGUCGAACCGUGGGCGCGACCGCGGUACCACCGUCAUCACCCCCGAGGAGCGCGUCCGACGCGUCAAAGAGGCCAAGAGCAGCAUUCGUGAGACUGCCACCUUCACUCCCGCUCUUCUGGGCCGCAUCGAGUCUCGCAUCGACGCCAACGCCUUCCGCCGUUGCAUCUCGGACAACACCAUCUACCAGUCCCUCUGCAACUCUCUCAAGGACAAGAACCUCCCCGAGCGCGAGCGCCGCCCCGACCUCGUCGACUAUCUCGCUCUCGAGGCCAUUGUCGCCGUCAACUAUGACGGCGAGUACAACAAGGUCCUAAAGGACCUCUUCAUCCGCUGCCAUACCGCCGUCUGGGUCGACAAGGCCGUCCUCGCGGCCAAUCACGAGUGGUACCAAGACAGCCUCUCCGACGCCCGCAAGUUCGUCAAGACUCUCAUCAACAAGGUCGACUCCCAGCUUCUGGAGAUCAUCCUGGAGGACCUCGAGACCACCUUUUGGCGCGAGACCAUCAAAGACCACGUCCUCUAUAAGAAGAUCCUGGAGAAGCUCAAGGACAACCGCGACCUCAGCCAGCGCGACGUCCUCACCGCCGUCGCCCUCAACGGCGGCAAGUACCCUACCGAAGUCUUCCGCCACCUCAUCGUCCACCAGAACUCUUCCAUGUGCCAAUGGGGCAACAACGUCCAGGCCCAGCACGCGCUCUACGAAGACGACGAGUUCCAGGAUACCCGCGCCCAGAACACCAUUGUCAGCGACACCAUGACGAACCUCGAGUCCUUCGCCGACGCCAUGCAUAACAAGCAGAAGAGCAACGAGAUCCGCAAGAGGGUGCGCGAGCUCAAGGAGCUGAUGAAGGACGACCUUGGCCUUCUCCGUCACACCCAGGGUGGCCGUGUCCAGAAGAGCGCUGGAGGAGUUGGCGGAAGAGUCGUCGGCGGCGGCGGCAUCAGGGGUCUCAGUGGUCUCAUUGGCAUUGGUGGCAUGGGUAGUGUUGGCGGAGUCGGUGGUGUUGGCGCUGCCGGUGGUGUCGGUAAUGUCCGCAGCACAAGCAGCACAAGUAGCUACCCCAUUCCAACUCGUCCAACCCCGCAGCGUCUCGGCUCUGAAGCGUCUUCUUCUGGCGGUCUGUUCAUGCGCCAGGAUGGAGACAAGAAUGGACUUUCCCAGAGAGACCAAAGCCAGAUGGAGAGCGAGGGUGGUCGCAGUGUCAGCGGCGGUGGUAUGGGUGGCUUGGGCGGUACUGGCCUAAAAAGAGAGGCCUUCAGUCCCGUGUCUAACCCCCGCACCCUGGGCCGCUCAGGCUCCUCUUAUUAG